This is a messenger RNA of Onychostoma macrolepis, 5147 nucleotides long. It is a transcript of the gene mid1, whose product is annotated as midline 1. Gene Ontology annotation, molecular function: protein binding; zinc ion binding. The record is from RefSeq and is a predicted model, not a curated record. Bases 264 to 2291 code for a protein of 675 amino acids. The transcript is spliced from 10 exons. NCBI's taxonomy places the organism in Eukaryota, Metazoa, Chordata, Actinopteri, Cypriniformes, Cyprinidae.
GUGUGUGUGUGUGUGUGUGUGUGGGAGAGGGCAGCGCUCCGCUCCGCUCCGCUCCGGCCGUGACUUUGGAUUAUCGUGUUAUGGGUGACUGCACCAUCUGGGAUUCCUGCCCUCGCACAAGGGCUUUUUUCCGCGAAAAACAAGCUUUCUGAGAUCUGUACAGAAGUUCUGGAAAUGGCUGUGAAGCGUGAAGCGUCGCGAAAUCCAUCGACGGCUAAACGGCUUCCCUGGGUUUCGCUGACGUCCCCAUUGCUUUACUGAAGAUGGACACACUGGAGUCGGAGUUGACUUGCCCAAUCUGUCUGGAGCUUUUCGAGGAUCCUCUACUGUUGCCCUGCGCCCACAGCCUGUGCUUCAACUGCGCCCAUCGCAUUCUAGUGUCCCACUGUCCCACGCUCGACGAGUCCAGCAAACCCUACUCCGCCUUCCAGUGUCCCACCUGUCGCUAUGUCAUCACCCUCGACCAGCAGGGUCUAGACGGCCUCAAGCGCAACAUCACUUUGCAGAACAUCAUCGACCGCUUCCAGAAGGCGUCUCUUAGCGGGCCGAACUCACCGAGCGAGACGCGCCGCUGCAGCCGCGAUCCGUUCCCCUCGGUGGAUGACGGCAGGGUCAUGAGUUCGCCGAGCGAAGCCGUCCAGUGCCAGUUCUGCGAGCAGGAUCCGCCGCAGGAGGCGGUCAAGACCUGCGUCACCUGCGAGGUUUCGUAUUGCCAGGAAUGCCUGCGCGCCACUCACCCCAACAAGAAGCCCUUCACGGGACACCGGCUCACCGAACCCGUGCCGGACUCUCGCCUCAGAGGACUGGCCUGUCCCGAGCACGGAGAGGAGAAGGUCAACAUGUACUGCGUGACGGACGAGCAGCUGAUUUGCUCGCUGUGCAAACUGGUCGGACAUCACCGUGAACACCAGGUGGCAGCGCUGGGAGAGCGAUUCGACAAGCUGAAGCACAUGUUGGAUUCCAACCUCAGCAAUCUGAUCAAGAGGAACAGCGAGCUGGAGAACCUGAUGGCCAAGCUGAUCCAGACGUGUCAACAUGUGGAGCACAAUGCGGCUCAUCAGGAGAGCAAACUGGCAGAAGAGUGUGACACACUGAUAAACAUCGUACAGCAGAGGAGACAAAUCAUCGGCACUAAGAUCAAAGAAGGAAAGGUGGUUCGCUUGAGAAAGCUAGCGCAACAGAUCGCUAACUGCAAGCAGUUCGUGGAGAGAUCGUCCUCGCUCAUCACUCAAGCCGAUCUGGUUCUGAAAGAGACGGAUCACGCUCGAUUCCUGCAGACUGCAAAGAGCAUCUCAGAGCGGGUCUCGAUGGCGACGGCGUCCUCACAGAUCCUGAUCCCAGAGAUCAACCUGAACGACACGUUCGACGCGUUCGCACUGGACUUCUCCAGAGAGAAGAAGAUGCUGGAGGGUCUGGAUUACCUUACAGCUCCGAAUGCUCCCACUAUCCGCGAGGAGCUCUGCACGGCGUCUUACGACACCAUCACCGUUCACUGGACAUCAGAAGAUGAGUUCAGCGUGGUUUCAUACGAGCUGCAGUACACCAUCUCCACCGGCCAGACUAACGUCGUCAGUCUGUGUAACUCGAUGGACAGCUGGAUGAUCGUGCCCAACAUUAAGCAGAAUCACUACACGGUUCACGGCCUGCAGAGCGGCACCAAGUACAUCUUCAUCGUGAAGGCCAUGAAUCAGGCUGGAAGCCGCAGCAGCCCGCCGGCCAAACUCAAGACCAACAGUCAGCCGUUUAAGCUGGACCCAAAGUCGGCCCACAGGAAGCUGAAGGUGUCACAUGACAAUCUGACAGUGGAGCGGGACGAAGCCUCGUCGAUGAAGAGCCACGCUCAGGACCGCUUCGGCAGCACGGGGAACUACGGCGUGACGGGGAACGUGUUCAUCGACAGCGGCCGCCAUUACUGGGAGGUUCUGAUCGGAGGAAGCACAUGGUUUGCUAUCGGUAUCGCCUACAAAUCGGCUCCCAAGCACGGCUGGGUCGGUAAGGACUCGGCAUCAUGGGUAUUGAGCCGCUGCAACACCUCGUGGGCCGUGCGUCACAACAGUAAAGAGUUUCCCAUCGAGCCGUCUCCUCACAUGCGGCGUCUGGGCGUCCUGCUCGACUACGACUCCGGCUCUCUGGCGUUUUACGACGCCGCUGGAACGCAGCACCUGUACACCUUCGACAUCGCCUUCUCUCAGCCCAUCUGUCCCGUCUUCAGCGUGUGGAACAAGUGCUUGACCGUCCUCACUGGGCUCCCCAUCCCGGACCACUUGGAGAUCAGCGACCCGCGCGACUGAACGCUCCUCCAGUACACCUGCUGUUCAGAGGAAGGGUUCUGGCAAAAAUCUAAAUAUUCUGAACAUGUCCUCAUCCUCAGGCCAUCCAAGAUGUAGAUGAGUUUGUUUCUUCAUCAGAUUUGGAGAAAUGUAGCAUUGUAUCACAGCAAUAGAUGCUCUGCAGUGAAUGGGUGCCGUCAGAAUGAGAGUCCAAACAGCUGAUAAAAACAUCACAAUAAUCCACACCACUCCAGUCCAUCAGUUAACAUCUGGAGAAGACAAAAGCUCAAACAAAUCCAGCAUUAAGACAUUAACUAAAAUAUGAGUCCAUAAUCCAUAAUAAAGCUUCCUCCAGUGAAAAACUCCAUCUCCUGUUGUCUCUCACAUCAAAAUUCACCCACAUAUUUGUUUAGAGCUGUUUUGGCUUGUAAACGCUGCUUGAUCUGCAGAUUUCUCUCCUGAUUCACACCAGAACACUUUUUCACAGGAGGAAGAGUUAUUAUGGAUUAUUACUAUUUUGAACUAGCGUCUAUUUUUUUUUUUUUUUUUUUUUUUUUUAUAUUUACAUUUUUAGUUUCUUCUCCCUAAUUUUAGUAAUUUUCUAAUGUGCUUUUGUAAUUUUUAUUGUUUUUUUAUAUUUUUGUUUAGCUUUUUUAUAAAAAAAAAUAUUUCCAUUUUAGUUUUAGUAAUUUUCAUACUUCAAAUUAAACUUAUUUCAGUUAAAGGCAUUUCAGCAUUUCUAAUUUUAAGUUUAAAAAACUUUUUUUUUAUUAAUAUCAAUAUUUUAUUUCAUAUUUAAUGUGUUUUUGUUUCAGUUUUAUUAAUUUAAGUACUGUAAAUUAAACACAUUUCACUCAGCAUUUCCAGUUUUUUUUUUUUUUUUUUUUUUAAUAUUUUUUAAUUUUUAAUUUUAAUUAGUUUAAUACUUAAAUUUUAUUUCAGCUUCAUUUUAAUUAACAAAAAUGGUUUUAGGUAACAAUAAUAUCACCAAUUAGAGCACAACAAUCAUUUCCUGAAGUUAAAAUCCCAUUAACAGUAUUCAUAAACAAAUUUAUAUUAUGGAGUCAUAUUUUAGCUGGAAGCAAAUUUGAAGUUAAAAAUAUCUUCGAGAUGGAUUUGUUUCGUCUUUUGUCUUCUCAAGACAUUAACUGAUGGACUGGAGUGGUGUGGAUUAUUGUGAUGUUUUUAUCAGCUGUUUGGACUCUCAUUCUGACGGCACCCAUUCACUGCAGAGCAUCCAUUGCUGAGACACUGAUGCAGAGACACAUUUCUACAAACCUGAUGAAGAAAAAAACUCAACUACAUCUCGGAUGACCUGAUGGUGAGGACAUAUGCAGCAAAUUAAACUAUUUCAGCAUAUUUAAAAAAAAAAACAACAGUGAUGUGUCCCUCCUGACCGCUUGUGAACAUCAGGUGUAAACCAGGCUCUAAAAACCUGCAGAACUGGACCAAAAUUGUAGGAAAAGUCCAUUAUAACGUUCCCGGUUUCACUAGCAGAUCGUAUAGUGUACAUCACUUCACCUACAUUCCAUAAUUAAGCACCUUGAAUCCUAAUAGUUGAUGAUUAUUUAUGACUCUUCUGUCUCAUGCACCUCGAGUCACUUUAUUUACUCAUCUUUAGGGUUUUUAGUAUGACUUCAAGUCCUUAUAAGAUCUUGUACAAACACCAAAAUCAUCACCUGUAGUUACAUGAAAUCAACAGUCACAUGAUAUACUGUCGUUCUUCCUCAGUAUUACUAUCAAACGCUCCUGUCUGCUCCUGUGCUCCGCUAUUAGACCGGCGCUCUUCACGUCCUGAAACAUUUACUGUGUUCGGAAUGGAGUACUAGCUUACUACAUACUGAAUACUACGCAGUAUACUUACUUUGAGUAGCUGGUGAAUAAUCAGCACAUUAGAAUGAUUUCUGAAGGAUCAUGUGACACUGAAGACUGGAGUAAUGAUACUGAAAAUUCAGCUUUGAUCACAGAAAUAAAUGACAGUUUAACAUAGUUUCACAUAGAAGACGGUUAUUUUAAAUUGUAAAAAUAUUUCACAAUUUUACUGUAUUUUUGAUCAAAUAAAUGCAGCCUUGGUGAGCAGAAGAGACUUUAAUAAUCUUAAUUAUUCCAAUCUUUUGACCUGUAGUGUGUACUUGUAGAUUUUAACAGUUUUUUCUAUGCUCUCUAAUUGUAUUUUGGCAGGUCAUGCAGAUAUUUCUUUCUAUUUUGCUAACAGAAAGUUUGCAUAGUGUGCACAGUAUAAUGCAGAGAUAGUAUGAGUAGUAUGGUAGUAUGCCAUUCCGAACAGAGCCAUAUAUUGUACGUGCACUUUUUCUAAGUAUCUGACCUUUUACCCUGUAAUUUUGCAAGAAAACUGUGACGUUUAAUUAGAUGAAUUUAAUUUUCAGGAUGUUUUUGGUCUCCCUGCGCUGGCCUGCUCAUCACGUGACAUGGAAGGAGAAAUGCCAAAGUAUGGAUAUAUCCUGAAAUGAAUUUAUUUAACUUUGAUGAAUCGAUCUGAUUCUCAGGAUGUUUUCAUCGUCACACUGAGGUUUGGUUUGGUUCGACCGUCCAAAAGCACAAAGGGAUGUUAGUUAAAAUAAUGAUUUCUGUCACAAUCAGUUAAAUGAAUGGCUUUUGUUAGAAAUAUCUUGUAUGUGUUGCAGAUUGAGUAGCACCUACUGCACUUUAUGCAUGAGUUUGAUUGGAUUCACUGUUUAGAUUAAAACUUCAAAUUGAUUUUUUUUUUUUUUUUGCCCUUUUCUGGAAAAUGCUUCUAAAACCUGUUUCAAUGUACAGUGUUACAGUUAUAUUUUGUAUUCAGAAUUUUUUUUUUUCUGAAUUUAAAAAAAUUGUGAAUAAUGUCCUGACCUGGAAUAAUAAAAUUGCUUGCCCCAU